Molecule: messenger RNA, 903 nt
Organism: Mesorhabditis spiculigera
Lineage: Eukaryota; Metazoa; Nematoda; Chromadorea; Rhabditida; Rhabditidae
Source: the annotation of a GenBank genome assembly
AUGAAUCACAUAUUUAAAGAAGUCAAGGCAAUCGUGAAUAUGGAGCCAACAGUGUUGGACUUGAAGGGACCAAUCACGGUGAUGGGCCCGCUGCACGGCGAGGGUGACGCCCUGAUCACCCUCAUGUCGAUGGUCGGCCCGCCGACAGAUCAUCAAUACCUCUUCAUCGGCAAUUUUGCGGGGCUCGGGUUUGCGUCACUUGAGCUGGUCUUCAUGCUGUUCUGCUUGAAACUGAAGUACCCGGAGCACAUCCACUUACUCAAGGGGUUCCACGAAGACCCAGCUCUUUUCAAAGAAAUUGAUUUCUACGAGGACAUGCAGCGCCGCGGACUGUUGCCUGAGGAGGUCAAGACUACGGAAGACCUGCGUUCGGUGGACCUCGUUACGGAAGCACUGGCCGCGCUGCCUCUCGCCGCCACAAUCAACAAAGAAAUACUGUGCAUGCAUGGUGGUCCCGGAAGGUAUUUGCGUGAAGAGGGACUUUCGAGGCUUCGACAAGUGAGCCGGCCUCCCGAGAACGAUCUCGAUCUGAAUCUGACUAUCGAGACCAUGUGGGCCGUAAUGGAAUUUGUCGAGAAGCCAGUGUCAAGGCAAAAUGAUAGUCGUGACGAAAUGCCAUCCUUCACUGAUGCCGAGGCCACCCUAUUUUGUCAGGAGAAUAAAAUCAAGUUGCUCAUCCGAGGCCGGCAGCUGAUCGACCAAGGAUUCUUGAAUAAACCAAAUGAAGUACUGACGAUCAUCUCCGCGGCUUCGUACCUCAACAACUUUCGAAAUCACGGUGUGGCACUGGGAUUUGACGAGCAUAGCACCCAGGUGACGGUCAUUCGCUGGCUAUGUCGAGACGCCGAGCCGGGCAGCCUUGAUGAUGAGAAACCGUCUGCUUAUCGCAACGCCAUACCCCCA